Messenger RNA from Argentina anserina (silverweed cinquefoil), 991 nucleotides. RefSeq lists its product as uncharacterized. The transcript is spliced from 4 exons. The record is from RefSeq and is a predicted model, not a curated record. Lineage: Eukaryota; Viridiplantae; Streptophyta; Magnoliopsida; Rosales; Rosaceae. Bases 46 to 630 code for a protein of 194 amino acids.
AUCUGGGCAACACAAAGGUAAAGGUAUUCUAGGCAAACAAGGAAAAUGACGGCCUGCUUGUUCCUAAAUCUCCCACUUUCUUCUUCAUUUGUUUCUUUUACUUCUCAAACUAUUAAGAAUAACCCAGCAGUUUCUUCACACUCACUUGUCACUUUAAUCCCAAACCAGUUCUCUGUUCGAACCACUCGAUUCUCACGCCACGUCAUAGCCGCAUCGACUUCCAUGGAAGCCCAGAAAACUGAGACCUGCGGUUCAGCUCAAGCUAUGAAGCUCUUGUUUGUUGAGAUGGGUGUGGGCUAUGACCAGCAUGGGCAAGAUGUUACGUCUGCAGCGAUGCGGGCUUGUAGAGAUGCCAUCACUUCCAAUUCGAUCCCUGCUUUUCGAAGAGGGUCUAUACCGGGUGUUACAUCUGGGGAGAUGAAACUACAAAUCAAGUUGGGAGUGCCCCAUAUACUACAACAGUCACUUGAUGUGGAGAAGGUCAAAACUGUAUUUCCUUAUGGGAAAAUUUUGAAUGUUGAAGUUGUUGAUGGUGGACUCAUCUGCUCAAGUGGCGUGGUUGUUGAAGAUAUGGGAGAUAAAAAUGAUGACUGUUAUAUAGUUAAUGCAGCAGUUUAUAUUGGUUACUAGCUUGAGUAGUUUCACCCACCUGCUGAUAAUUAGUUAUCUUCAACAAUGAGUGGGAUGUCUGCACUGUUCAAGAUAUGUUUCAGAAGUCAGAACUGUCUUCUCCUCAUGUGUUGGAACUGGCACUUGGUAGUUUGAUGAUAAUUGCAAGAGAUUGUGCAAAUGAUCUGUUGAAACUUAUCUGAUGAGUUGUAGUUACUAUACUGAAGCAGCUCUGACGAUGAUUGUAUGUACAUGCCAAUAUGUAGGUACGCUAAUGAGUACUGUACUUGUUUGAUGUCUGAUGCAUUUUUAAAGUUGGGCCUGCGGCUUGCUUUGUUUUCAAUAAGUUGGAAAUGGAAGACGUUGAGCACAAUUCUGGUAA